AUGAGUAUAAUUUGUACAAAGUUGUUUGAUCAAUUUAAUCAAUUAUACUCUUCUUUUAAUCCUUCAUACUUUAUCAUAGGUGUGACAGCAUUUAACUAAGGAAUACAACAUUUAUCUGAUUUGUCUGUAAAUUAUAUGUUAAAAGAUGAAUAUGGUUUAUCACCAGCUAUGAUGGGAUUAUAUUUAAGUUACACAACACUUCCAUGGAUGAUUAAACCAUUUUGGGGAAUCAUAACAGACUCAAAACCAUUACUAGGUUACAGAAGAAAAUCUUAUAUAAUAUUAUUUGGAAUAUUGGAUGCAUUAGGUUGGAUUAUGAUGUCUAAAAAUAAAGAUGGUAGUUUAGUUAGUGUAUUGCUACUAUUAUUUUUGAUAUAAUUAUCAAUUUGUUUUGUCAAUGUAGUAGGAGAAGCAAUAUUAGUAGAAGUAGCGGCAUAGGCAUAGAGAGAAUAACAAUAAAAUAAUUUUCAACAUGGAGCAUCAAGAAAUGUAUCAAUAUUUUUUGGUGUAAGAGCAGUAGGUUCUCUUUUGAGUGCAUACUCAUCUGGAGCUUUGUUACAUUAUUUUACUUAUUAAUAAAGUACACUAUAAAAUUAUUAAUAGUAUUUAUGAUAACCUCUAUUUUUCCAAUGAUUUUAGUUUUUGUUUCAUUUUUUUAUUAAGAAUAAAGAAUAGAUUUAAAUUAGUUGGAUUAAAAUGAUAGAAAAAACAAUACUACUUAAUGUUUAAAAGACUUUUGGUAAUUUUUUAAAAAUCCAUUAAUUUAUAAACCAGUGAUGUUAAUUUUUGCAUUUAUGAUGGCUCCAUCUAGUUCUACAAUUAUGUUUUUCUUUUAUACUGAAGUAUUAGGAUUUGAUCCAAAAUUUUUAGGUUAAUUGAAAUUUAUGGUAAUAAAUAAUUUAAUAUUUCUCAGUAUGCUGUAGCUUCAAUUUCUGGUGUGUUAAUAUAUAACAAUUUUUUGAGAGACAUACAAUUUCGUAAGAUAUUCUUAGUUACAACAUUCCUAUAUUAUUUAUGUUAUUAAUCUAUAAUAAUAUUGGUAACGAGAAAAAAUGUUGAAUGGGGAAUAAAUGAUAAAAUCUUUUGUAUUGGAGAUUAAGUAAUGUUAUAAUUUGUUGGGGAAUUAAAUAUUAUGCCAGUAUUAGUUUUGGCUUGUAGAAUGUGUCCAAAACAUAUUGAAGCUACUAUGUAUGCUAUGUUAAUGAGUACUAUAAAUUUUGGUAUAAUUUACUAAUUAUAAAAAAGGAUCCAUGUUAGGUAGUUGGUUAGGAGCUCUAUUUUUGAUUUGGAUGAAGAUUGAUUAAACAGACUAUUCUAGAUUAUGGUUAUUUAUUGCAAUUACAGGAGUUUUUAUAUUAUUACCAUUACCUUGGCUUUAUGUUGUUAGAGAAGAUGAAAUUCUUAAAUAAAGAGAAAAACCAAUAGAAGAAGAUAAAAAAGAAGUGUAAAGUUCUACACCUAGUACUAGCAAACGUGAUGAAGUAGAGGAAAAAGUUCCAUUAUUAUCAAAUGAAGAUAAUCCAAAUUAAUGA
Molecule: messenger RNA, 1532 nt
Organism: Paramecium primaurelia
Lineage: Eukaryota; Ciliophora; Oligohymenophorea; Peniculida; Parameciidae
Source: the annotation of a GenBank genome assembly